AUGGCCAUCCUCAGCUCACCGCUGCAAGUCAUCACCUCGACGCCUCCAGUGACGCGUGGGUUCACUGCGGCUACCGUUGCAUUCUCCGCCCUCUACGCCUGGCUACAAUGGCAUGGCGCUGGGCCAACGCCGUACCUUACUCUGCUGCCGGGAUCGAGUCUGUUCUAUCCAUGGACGCUAUUCACGUCUGCGUUCGUCGAGACGAACAUAUUUGAGUUCAUUACGACAAUGCUGUUUGUUCCGAUAUCAUUGCGCUACUUGGAGCGUAUUUGGGGCAGCAUAGAGACCAUUCAAUUCAUCGUCGUCACCAUUACCUUCUCCAAUAUCAUCGCCUUCGGGUUCAACUGGAUAGAAUACUUCGCAUUGCGAAAUGCAGACCUGCUCUUGUACGGAAUGCAAUAUCGCGGCCAAAUGGCCCUCCAAAUUGGCAUACUCGUCGCGUUCACACAACUCAUGCCCGAGCAUCAAGUACAAGUUAUGGGCGUCUUGAAGGCUCGUGUCAAAAAUCUCCCAAUGGCGUACCUAACACUCUCCACCGUUAUGUGCAUCAUUGGUUUCCAAUGCCCAUGGAUCAUCAUCCAAUUUGGAUGGUUCGUGAGCUGGAUCUACUUGCGCUUCUACAAGAAGAACACUGGAGACGUUACUGGUGGAAUUGUCACGUACGGCGAUCGAAGCGAGACAUUUUCGCUUCUUUCCUGGUUCCCGCCCCUUGUUCACAAACCCCUCGGCCUCCUUGGCAACACCGUUUAUUCACUCGCCAACAAGCUCCACCUUAUACCAACUACCCAUGGCGAUGUUGAAACAGGUAUCUAUACACAAGUACCUGGAAGCGCACGGGCUGAGGCAGAACGCCGACGUGCAAUGGCCCUGAAAGCACUUGACCAGCGACUGGCCAACACUGCUUCCGCCUCUCUGUCACCUAACCCGCAAACACCAGGGUCACGGCCGCCACCUGUUGCAACUCGCACAGAGUCGAGUGGCAGCGCUGUAUCGCAUACCAGUGGAAAUGACAAGACCCCUUCAGAAGUAGAUUCAGUAGACUUAGGGAAAGUGUGA
Molecule: messenger RNA, 1056 nt
Organism: Pleurotus ostreatus (oyster mushroom)
Lineage: Eukaryota; Fungi; Basidiomycota; Agaricomycetes; Agaricales; Pleurotaceae
Exons: 6
Coding region: 1-1056 (351 amino acids)
Biological process (GO): retrograde vesicle-mediated transport, Golgi to endoplasmic reticulum
Cellular component (GO): Golgi apparatus; membrane
Source: RefSeq, a predicted model, not a curated record